This is a messenger RNA of Bradysia coprophila, 2228 nucleotides long. RefSeq lists its product as uncharacterized. Gene Ontology annotation, cellular component: nucleus. Lineage: Eukaryota; Metazoa; Arthropoda; Insecta; Diptera; Sciaridae. Gene Ontology annotation, biological process: DNA repair. The record is from RefSeq and is a predicted model, not a curated record. Gene Ontology annotation, molecular function: polyubiquitin modification-dependent protein binding; metalloendopeptidase activity; single-stranded DNA binding.
ACUUUUGCCGCUAAAGUGCUGUCAAAUUUUCGUUACCAUCUCAAGUGUAUUUGAAACGAAAAUUUUUUGGCCUCAAUUCGUCGUUGUAAUUUUUUUUUUUUGUAUGAUGUGCCUAUGUUAUUAAUUAAUUUACGUUAAACGCUAUUAUGUCGGCUAGUGAUUAUGAAUUGGCAUUGCGAAUGCAAGAAGAACUCAAUCGGGAACUCACAAAUACCGAGGUUCGAGGACGUCGAGAAAUCUCAUCACCAGAGAUCGUGAAGUCGCCUGAACAAAAUUCACGUAAACGUCCAUACUCCGAGUUCGAUUUGGAUGGAACUCAACAAAUAGUCCAUCCAUUAUGGGAAACGUUGGAUCCGACACCCGACAUAUUUGGAAUGUUUAAAGGAUUCGACACCAAGUUUUUCCAGGGAAAACUGCACUGUGUCGAGUUGGAAUGGAGCAAACGGAUGUAUUCUUGUGCUGGGAUUUGUUAUCAGCGCAGGAACCAUUACGGAAUGGCUUGUACCAUUCGAUUGAGCGAACCAUUACUCAAAUUGAGAUCUCGGAAAAAUUUAGUUGAGACGUUGCUGCACGAAAUGAUUCACGCCUAUCUGUUCAUCCUUAAUGUUCGUGAAGGAAAUGGUGGACACGGUGCAAACUUCUGUCGAAUCAUGACCAAUAUCAAUAAGGCAGCUGGGACCAAUAUCACUGUCUAUCACACCUUCCACGACGAAGUAAAUUUCUACAAGACUCACAUUUGGCGUUGCAAUGGCAUUUGUCAGCAUCGGGGACCAUUUUUCGGCUAUGUUCGACGAACAGCAAAUAGAGCGCCCGGUGCGAACGAUCAAUGGUGGGCACAUCAUCAGGAACAAUGCGGCGGAACUUUUCUUAAAGUAUCCCAACCAGAUCCGGUUGCGAAGAAACCCAGAGGAAAGGCAGGCAUCGCGACGGUGACUGCUGGCAAAACUAACAGCAAAAUCGAUGAUCCACGAUGGGGCAUGGUCAAGAAAACGAUACCAAAAGCAAGUACGGCAUCCAAAGUGUCGACUAUAACCGUGCCGAAAACAAUAACAAAGAAAUCCAAAGACAGUGUUCCAGCGACCAAUCCAUUAACUGCUGACCUAUCGGCUGGUCGCAGUUUGUCGAAUGUAGUGGGAUUCAGAGAUCUGAAUGGCGAUAAUUCAGCUGCUUCGUCGUCAACAGCCAGAAUACUUUCAUCGACGAAUGGGCGCACACUGGGCACAUCUAGUUCAACUAAUCAAUCCAAAACUUCAACAGGAUCUACGUCUGAUCGUCGGGCGAAUGUUCGAGACAUUUGGAGUAAAAAAUUCCCAACUUCAUCCAGUCCAAAACAAACACCAAAGUCAGAUCGAUUGGCUGAUGAGCAACCCACAUGUUUGCACUCACCACCAAAAUCCAAUUGGGUUAUGAUCGACGACGACAUCGAAAUCGAAAAUGUUGUCCAUGAAACGGUCACUAUUUUGGAUGAUUCCAUUUCAAUUGAUAACGACACUUCAUCCGAGAAUCUGGUGCGACAAUCAUCCACCGAAGGAACCAUCAGACGCGAAAUAAUGGAUUCGUUCGACGACGAUUUAACCGACAGCGAUAUCGAAUUGAUUGAUCACGAUUACGAUGACAAUGAAGGAGCACCAACCGGUGGACUGUGUGACAAAACAAUCACCGAUAAUUUGUUCAGUUGGAACAAAUCCACCGAAGAUCUGAACAAAAUUCACAUGACCGAUGAGGAAAAUGCCGGCAAUCGGGACCGGGAACUCGUAAGCUGUCCUGUUUGCAAUAUUAAAUGUGAACGCGAUCUAAUGUCGGAUCAUCUCGACGGAUGUUUCGGAAUGGUGCGGAAAAUCGAUCCACGCAGAGCUGUGAAACCACCGUUUCGUGGUAAAAAAUCGCCGAAAUCUACAAAUGCACGCACGAGCACGGUUACUUCAUCUACAUUUAUUCCUACUGCGGCUGCCGAAGAUGAGGAGGAAUUCAAUCGAAGAAUUUUGAGAGAAAUGGAAGCCGAAGCUAGAGAAUCUCGUUCAAAUGGCGGGGCCGUGGGAAGAGAUGAGUGGACAGAGUGUCCUGUCUGUACAAAUUCCGUCAAAGCAGCUGAAAUUAACGAUCACUUGGACAUGUGUUUGGCUUAGUUUGAUAUUUGUUGUCAGCGCAUACAUUCCGAAAGAAUUUUUUUUUUGCUCAAAUAAAAAUGAUGUAGAGACGAUGCCAAAGCUGGCUGACUUCUCACGAAC